This is a messenger RNA of Alosa alosa (allis shad), 6231 nucleotides long. RefSeq names its product protein tyrosine phosphatase non-receptor type 20 (gene ptpn20). The record is from RefSeq and is a predicted model, not a curated record. Gene Ontology annotation, biological process: protein dephosphorylation. Gene Ontology annotation, molecular function: protein binding; protein tyrosine phosphatase activity. Lineage: Eukaryota; Metazoa; Chordata; Actinopteri; Clupeiformes; Clupeidae. Gene Ontology annotation, cellular component: cytoskeleton.
UUUACCGCCAUGUGCUAAGAAUAGUGUUAAAUUAGUGGAGUUGACAGAAACGGGCUCGCUACGAGCACAGGUUGUAACACUGCGACACUUCAGGGCGGACGGGUCGCGCGGAUUGUGUACAGUUGAAAGCGCGUCGUGGAGACGGAAGGCUACUUGGCGACAAAGCAACCGAGAAACAUGCGGUGAGCUGGCGGACCACCUCAUAACCAGGACCAGUCCGACGUUUUAGGGAAAUAGUUUCUGCGGACAGCGAAUGCCCGAAGCAGGCGUGUGUGUGUGUGAGGAUGAGCAGCACGUUUGUGACUCUGGCGGAGGUGCUGGAGGCCCGGGGGUCUCCUCUGGGGGAGGACGAGGUCUGGAGCCUCCUACUGGGCACCGCAGAGGCACUGGUGGACCUCAGCUAUAAAGGUCAGACUAACAUCUGUAACAUCAUCACCCCUGGUUCCCUGUUGCUAUCGGCGACAGGCACACUGGCCUUUAAGAGCUGCAUCCAAUCAGAAGAGACUUCUCCGUUCACUGCCCCUGAGAUGCUGCAGGGCCGACCAAUCAGCACCAAGCUUGCCAUGGAGAAGGUGGCUGUGUAUUCAUUGGGAAUGACUCUGUACUGGUGUGUUGACUAUCGACUUCCUCAGAACCAGCCGGUGCAGCUGAGUGAUGCUCUGAACGUGUUGCUACUGAGCAUGUGCGAAGACGUGGCCCACCGGAGGCGGAGCCUCAGCGCCAUUCUGGAGUCGUGUGAGGAGCAGCAGAAAGCCACGCCCCUUCCCCCACCCAACAGGGUCAUCCGUCAGCUGGUGGAACACCUGCUCAACAACACCGCUGACAGCUCAACUAUUUCUGAUCCUGUGGUUCCACUGAGUGGAAGGAGUCAGAUGGUUCGGGAGAGACUACACGGUAAGCGCAGUGCGUACUUUGGCUACCCAGAGGGGAAUGGAGCGUCAGGGCAGAGGCGAAGACUCUCCUCAGAUUCUGAGCUCCACAAAGGUGGAUCGAGUCAGCAGAAGCAGUGGGCACAGAAGAGGCGGAGUUCACCCCCCCAAUCCUUCCAGACGCUGCCCAAUCGGCUACAGCGAGGGCUGCAGCAGAGAGGCAGCAGCAGUAGCAGCUGGUUGUCACGGAGUCCGUACCUUAGCGAUGCAGGUCCUCCACUCAGUCCACCCAUCAGCCUGAGCGACUCUAGCGCUAGCCUCACCCAGCGCAAGGCCAAGACGCUGGGGCCUGAGUUUGUAAGAAUGGGCGAUGAGCCUCCCAUCACUCUAGAGCUGCCAGGAUCUAUUGUGUCAAAGAAAGGGAAGUCAUGUGCGUCUCAGCGGGAGGUCAGUGUGUUCCUGCCCAAUGACCAGUGUCUUCUGGUGCGCUGUGACAUCAAGUCCCGCGGCCGAGACGUCUUUGACAUGGUGGUGGCGCACGCCAACCUGGAACAUUUCUACUUCAGCCUCACUUUCAUCAAUGAUGAUGAGUUUUUUUUCCUGGAGCCUGAGCUGAAGAUUUCUAAAGUGGCUCCUGACGUCUGGAAGAAACAGCCUGGAUGCAGCUUCACACUCUACCUGAGGGUCAAGUUCUUCGUCGAUGAUGUGUCCUUUAUCCAGCACAGACUGACUCGGCACCAGUUCUACCUGCAACUGAGAAGGACAACUUGUGGAGAUAGACUACUUUUCUGUGAGGACACCGCCCUCUACCUGGCAGCCCUGGCACUGCAGGCAGAGUUUGGAGACUACAUGCAUGAGGUACACACACGACCCUACUUCCAGCUGGAGCAGUAUGUGUCUAAGAGGGUUGUGGAGAAGAUGGCGUUGCCAUGCGUGCGAGAGGAGCUGCCCCGCCUACACGCCAACAACACACACAUGCUGCCUGAGGAAGCAGAAAUGGAGUUCCUGAAGCUGAUGCAGCAGUUGCCUGAGUACGGGGUGCUGUUCCACCGUGUGGGGCGUGAGCGUGACAAACGUCCAAUAGGUAGUGACCUUCUGGAAACGUCAGCUCCAAAGCAUGAGAACCUGGAGAAGUACCUGGCAGUGUGUCGCUCUCAGCACGCCCAGAUGAAGCGUUUGUCCUGCUCGGAGAUCGUCCUCAACAACGUGGGCCUCUCCGCCGCGUUGCCUAGCGACAGCAUCAGCAAGUCAUGUGACGACCUGUCGGCCAAGGUGGAGGCUCGCCAGAGGAAACAGAGAGAACUGCAGGACAUCUGCGAGAUGAGAGAGCCUCUACUGAGCAACAGGGGUCAGCGCCCUGAGCCCAUCCACAGGAUCAUGUCCAGGGACUCAGAGGGUUUAGAAGGAGGACUCAUUAAGAAAGACCGAACACUUGGCUAUGGGUUUGUAAUAGUGGGGGAGGACAAUACUGGGAAGCUGGAUUUAGGCAUCUUCAUCGCCACUAUAGUUCCUGAUGGACCUGCUGACAAAGACGGCCGAAUCAGAGCUGGUGGCCGUUUGAUCUCUCUGAAUAAGAUCAGUCUAGAGGGAGUGAGUUUCACUGCAGCCGCUGCCAUCCUGCAGAACAGCCCAGAGGAGGUGGAGCUCAUCGUCUCGCAGCCCAAUCAGAACCUCCAGGAGAGUAAGCAAUCCCAGAUGGCAGGUGCUGGAGGCUAUGGCCUGAUGCUGGAGCGCAGCUACGACUCCCAGACCACCCUGAGCAGUGAGUACCGGCCCGCAGUGGAGGAGAGCGAUAACUGGUCCAGGUGCUCCUCCAUGUCUAGUUUGCGGGGGCCCGAGACUCUGUUUGUGGAGCUGAGGAAGAUCAACGGCAGUCUGGGCAUCAGUGUAGCAGGUGGUGUGAACACCAGUGUGCGUAACGGCGCAUUACAUCAAAACCUGGUGAUGGGGACUGUCAUUUGUGACCGGUUGGUGGAGGUAGAUGGCACCAAUCUGAGGAGAGUGACCCAUCGCCAGGCUGUGGAGUGUUUGAAGAGGACAGGAGAGGUUGUGACCCUGCUGCUGGAGGCGGGAGCAGCAGGUUGUCUUGAAUCAUCCCACCCCAUCCUCCACUCUGGAGCGACAGAGAGUACUCUGGAGGUGUCGUUGAGGCGGAGUGUGAGUGGACUGGGCUUCAGCUUCAUGGUGUGUGACGUGUCGUCCCCACCGGGCCGUGCAGGGGGCAGUGUCGUGCGCAUCAAGCGUCUGUUUCCAGGGCAACCAUUGCCGAUGAGAGAGGCCGGGCUUCUUGUUCUUCUGAUGCUCAGAGGAGCUGCCGAUGAGGUGCGACUCACCAUUUGCAGACCUCCACCAGGCGUCCUGCCUGAUAUGGACACAUACUCUCUGUAUAUAUUAGUCAGGCCCUGCGCCCAUGGAGAAUCUCCCAUGUCCCUGGACCUGCGCAUGAGGGACCUGUCCAUGGACUUCCACCGGCUGCUGCAGCUGAAGGCCGAGGAGCAGCACCAGGACAAGGUCUGGCUCCUGCAGCGGCUGGAACGUCUGGAGGAGAAGGCGGUGUCUGUGGCAGCAGCAGCAGCAUCAGCAUCAGCGGUAACUAUGGUAACAGACUCCUCCCUGUCACAGGAGGAUGCUGUCAGCAGUUCCCUCAAGAAGCAGAACGAAAGCACAACAUUUCCCAGUGGUGUGAGGCAGCAGGUGAAUGGCUCCACCACGUUCUGUAUGGUGUCCAACGGUUUGGCUUUCCUGGCCGACGAGGAGUACCUGUCAAUCAGCUCCAUCACAGACUCCACCCCUGAUUCAGGCUCCACACACACACACACUCACACACAUACACAGCCCUCCUUGUACACACACGCACACACACCUGUACAAACACAACCACCACACACUCAUGCCCACACACAACCCUCUCACACACUUUCUCACUCUCACACACACUCCUGUUCCUUACGCACUGUCACACACCAUGGCCGCCUCCACAGGAUGAGGAGGAAAGAAGACCCUAACAGGGAAGUGCUAAAGGAGUUUGAGCUGACGGUGACCUUGACCAAGUCGUGGAGCGGUAGUUUCGGCUUCACCAUCACGCGCAGUAAGCUGGACGGUUGCUACUACAUCCAGGAAGUGCUGGACAACCCUGCCCGCUCCGACGGACGACUCAGAGCCGGAGACAGACUCAUCAUAGUGAAUGGCCAUACUUGUGGCCUCAGUGGCCGGACUGACAUGGCCAUGAGCAUCCCUCUUCGUGAUCCGCGGAAACUGGUGAUGGUUAUAGGCCGGGCUGUCCAGAACCUCGUAGCCCCGCCCUCCGCAGACAGCCUACCUGACAUCACCCUACACAAGACACUCAGCGGACAACUAGGCAUCAAGCUGGGGGAGGCAUCGGUAGCAGCUGGCAGAGCAUCCUCGUGCUGGAGGUGGUGCCCAGCUCACCCGACCAGUGAAGGGAAGUCUGCAACCUUGGGACAAGAUCCCUGUACAUCAGCGGCAGGUCUGUUUGACUGGAAGAAGGAGAGGAGGUUUUUCCCCCGCUUUGAGGAGCCCUACUCACCUGAACCUGAACACUUCCCUGAGGAAGUGCGUUUCCGACCGCAGCCAUCAAUCCCCUCUCAACCAGAGGAGAGUUGUAUUCUGCAGGUGGAGUUCUCCAAGCCCGAGGGCAGUGGGCUGGGCUUUGUGAAUGGUGUGAUAGUGUCGGGUCUGAGUCACAGUAAGGUGGUUGACAUCCUGAGGACAGCAGAGGGCGUGGUCCAGCUCACCGUCUGCAGAGACUUCCUGUCUAUGGCUCCUCCCACUGAGCAGUGUUAUGGUCCGCCCCCAACAACUACAGAUGGGAAUGAGUCGACUCCACUGGCAGAUCAGAAAGAGGAUCCACCAGAAAUGUCCCCCAUAUACUCACAGGAGGACAACAGUAGCACUCCCCCUCCUCAGAGCUGUUGUCCAUCAGUACGAGAUCUGCUUCCAGACAGCCCCAAGGAGCUUCCAUCCGCCUGGAGCAGCGAGGAAGAGGAGGAGGAGGAGGAAGAAGAAGGGUUCGUCCAGCCCUCAACAUUCAACAUACUGCCCCCUACAGGUCGCCCCAUCGUGUCGGAGGAAGAGCUGUCCACCCUGGCCAUCAUCAGUCCCUCUAAUACGGGAUGCUACUCGGGGUCAAGGGUCAAAACUCUUAUCCAGAUCCUGCAGCAUCAGGACCAGCAGGAACUCAUCAAAGAGUUUCUGGCUCUGGAGCAUAUGAAGCCGUCUGAUAACUGUCUGGUUGGGAAAGCUCCAGAAAACCGUCAGAAGAACCGCUACAGAGACAUCCUACCCUAUGAUAAGACGCGUGUGCCCUUGGGGAAGCAGCAGGAGUACAUCAAUGCCAGCUACAUCCGCAUGCAGGUGGGUCUGGAGGAGUUCUUUUACAUCUCGUGCCAGGCCCCGUUGCCCUCUACAGUAGAAGCCUUCUGGCAAAUGAUCUGGGAGAAUCGCUCCGACGUCAUCGCCAUGGCGACACAGGAGGUGGAGCGCGGGCGGGUCAAGUGCCACAAGUACUGGCCUGACCGCUUAGACGUUCCCAUGGAAACGGAUCGCUACCAGCUGAUCCUAGACAACUACCAGCAGCUGGACUUCUUCCACAUCAACAUAAUCAAGAUGGUGGAGAAAGAGAGUGGUAGCUGUCACUGGGUGAAGCAGCUGUGUGUGCGUCGCUGGCCUGACCACGGGCCACCGGGCUCGUCCGAGCAGCUGGUCCGGUUCCUGCGCUACAUGCGCGCGGUCCACAGCCGCGGGCCCAUCACCGUCCACUGCAGCGCUGGGAUCGGACGCACCGGUGUCCUCAUCUGCACCGACGCCAUCAUCAGCCUCAUACAGAACGACCUCGCCAUCAGUGUGAGUGACAUUGUCAAGGACAUGCGUACUCAGCGCUACGGCAUGAUUCAGACCAAGGAACAGUACUUCUUCUGUUAUAAAGUCUGGCUGGAUGUCCUCCAGGGGAUCUUACAGCUUCACGGUAACCAAUGGCAACCUGAGGCAUCAGUCUGACUUCCCUGUUCUGCAGCAGACGGAGAGACAAGAGGCGUGUCUACAGGAAAGGCUCAUCGAUAAGGGGUGGAGCACUGAAAGGAGGAGGGGUUUCCCAAUCGCACCACUCCACUCCGCCACUAAAGCCCUUUAUUUGUGGCGGCCAUCUUGAAAUCACUGGAACAUGAGACAGCACAUGACCUGUAGCACGUAGCAAGCUCGUACUGUACCGUGACAGAUCAAGCACACAGAGAAUUGACUGGAUUAUCGAUUUUAGCUCCUAGAACUUAUUGUAGCGAAGCCAGCUAAGUUUUGCCAAAGCUGAUCAUAUAAUAUACACACACACAUAUAUAUAUAUAUAUAUAUA